Leucoraja erinaceus (little skate) is the source of this 2564-nucleotide messenger RNA. RefSeq names its product DEAD (Asp-Glu-Ala-Asp) box helicase 1 (gene ddx1). The record is from RefSeq and is a predicted model, not a curated record. NCBI's taxonomy places the organism in Eukaryota, Metazoa, Chordata, Chondrichthyes, Rajiformes, Rajidae. Gene Ontology annotation, molecular function: nucleic acid binding; ATP binding; protein binding. The transcript is spliced from 26 exons. The coding region runs from base 125 to 2344 and encodes 739 amino acids.
AAAGAUCUUUAGUCGAGAGCGAGUUGUCCGGGUGCUGCGUGAGAGGGGCGGGCGGGGACGAGUUUAGGAGCUGCGCAGAGGACGUGGACCGGCGCUUCCGUCGGCGGAGGAGCGAGGAGCGAGGAUGGCGGCGUUUUCAGAGAUGGGUGUUAUGCCGGAAAUUGCCCAGGCGGUAGAGCAGAUGGACUGGCUUCUACCAACAGAUAUCCAAUCUGAGUCCAUUCCUUUGAUACUGGGUGGUGGUGAUGUGCUUAUGGCAGCAGAAACUGGCAGUGGCAAGACUGGCGCAUUCAGCAUACCUGUUAUACAGAUUGUAUAUGAAACACUCAAGGACCAGGAAGAGGGCAAGAAGGGGAAAUCUGUCAAAUCAUCUGGUGGUGCAGUGUUCAAUAAAUGGCAGAUGAAUCCUUAUGACAGAGGAUCAGCCUUUGCUAUUGGAGCUGAUGGGAUGUGCUGCCAAAGUAGGGAAAUAAAAGAAUGGCAUGGAUGCAGAUCCACCAAGGGAGUGAAAAAAGGCAAAUACUAUUAUGAAGUACAUUGUCAUGACCAGGGCUUAUGCAGAAUUGGAUGGUCCACGAUGCAGGCUUCGCUGGAUUUGGGCACUGAUAAAUUUGGUUUGGGCUUUGGUGGCACUGGAAAGAAAUCUCACUGCAAACAGUUUGAGAGUUAUGGAGAGGAAUUUACCAUGCACGAUACUAUUGGAUGCUACAUUGAUCUUGAUGGAGAAUCUGUAAAAUAUUCAAAAAAUGGAAAAGACCUUGGUCACGCUUUUGAUAUUCCUUCACAUCUAAAGAACCAAGCUUUCUAUGCCUCAUGUGUUUUAAAGAAUGCCGAGCUCAAAUUUAACUUUGGUGAAGAAGAAUUCAAAUUCCCUCCGAAAGACGGUUAUCAGGCAUUAGAUAAGGCAGCAGAUGAUCAUGUUGUAAAGUCACAGCAUACUGGGACUGCAACAGUGGGUCAAACUAAAAACCUGCCAAAUGCUCCAAAAGCUCUCAUUAUUGAACCAUCCAGAGAGUUGGCCGAACAAACCCUCAAUAAUGUCAAGCAAUUCAAGAAAAACGUUACUGAUCCCAAGCUUAGGGAACUCCUAAUUAUCGGUGGUGUGUCUGCAAAGGAUCAGCUCUCUGUCCUGGAUCAAGGAGUAGAUAUUGUUGUUGGAACUCCAGGAAGAUUAGAUGACCUUGUCUCAACAGGAAAACUUAAUCUCUCCCAAGUUAGAUUCUUUGUGCUGGAUGAAGCUGAUGGAUUGAUUUCGCAAGGAUAUUCUGACUUCAUUUCAAGAAUACACUCUCAGAUACCUCAAGUAACAUCUGAUGGCAAAAGAUUGCAGGUAAUUAUUUGCUCUGCAACACUACAUUCAUUUGAUGUUAAGAAGCUCGCAGAGAAAAUUAUGCAUUUCCCAACCUGGGUAGACCUGAAAGGCGAGGAUUCUGUUCCGGAAACAGUCCAUCAUGUUGUUCUGCGAGUUAACCCAAAAGUGGAUCGACAUUGGGAGAAACUUGGACGACGUAUUCGGACAGAUGAAGUUCAUGCAAAAGAUAACACAAGACCUGGUGCCAAUAGUGCUGAGAUGUGGUCUGAAGCUAUUAAAGUACUGAAAGGUGAAUAUACUAUACGUGCAAUCAAAGAACACAAAAUGGAUCAAGCAAUCAUUUUUUGCAGAACAAAGAUUGACUGUGAUAACAUGGAACAAUAUUUUGUUCAGAUGGGAGGAGGUCCAGAUAAAAAGGGACAUCAGUUCUCUUGCGUUUGUUUGCAUGGUGACAGAAAGCCAAAUGAAAGAAAGCAAAACUUGGAACGAUUCAAGAAAGUUGAUGUGAAAUUCCUGAUCUGUACUGAUGUGGCUGCCAGAGGAAUUGAUAUCCGUGGUGUUCCUUUUGUAAUUAAUGUGACUCUUCCUGAUGAAAAGCAAAACUAUGUUCAUCGGAUUGGAAGAGUGGGAAGAGCUGACAGAAUGGGUCUAGCCAUUUCCUUGGUGGCAACUGAGAAAGAAAAGGUUUGGUACCAUGUUUGUGGAACUCGUGGACGAGGUUGCUAUAACACCAGGCUGAAGGAUCAAGGUGGAUGUACCAUAUGGUACAACGAAAUGCAGUUGUUGACUGAAGUUGAAGAGCACUUGAAUGUCAUCAUCUCUCAAGUUGAGCCUGACCUAAAAAUUCCAGUGGAUGAGUUUGAUGGUAAAGUAGUUUAUGGACAGAAAAGAGCAACGGGAGGUAGCACGUUUAAGGGUCAUGUUGAUGCUUUGGCACCGACCGUGCAAGAGCUGGCUGCUCUUGAAAAGGAGGCGCAGUCGUCUUUCUUACAGUUUGGCUUUCUUCCCAACCAAUUGUUCAAGCGCUUUUGAUUGCAACAUGCGCCUUAAUUUAGUUCAACAAAGAAACUGACAAGUUACUAAAGAACCUUGAAGAUGUUUAUUACUGCAAAAUGACAUCUAGAAAUGGUUAACAAUCACUAGCUUCUGCACAUUGACCCCUGUAUAAGAGCUUGACAGUUUCGGUAUCGAUCUAAUGUGGCAAUGAAACAUUAGGUGUCAGAGUUGCUAUGAAUAAACACUUCAAAAACUA